AUGAGUUAUGUUUUUGGGAAACCUGAUGAAGAUGUCUAUGACCGUGAAUAUAAUGAUAAUAAAUGUCUUUACUAUAUUGAAUAUAAUGAUAAUGAGGAAUGGAAUCAUGUGAAACCUAUUCGUAGAAAGGUCACUAUAAAACUUACAAGUGGACGUUAUUACAUCUGUAUUGGUUCCUUUAAUGGUUUGAUUUGUAUUUAUGGAUCUCAACUUACUUACACUGAUGCACCUGCUAUGAUUAUUAACCCGGUGACGAAAGAAUACGUUGUUCUGCCGGGAUUUGAUAGUUAUCCUGAAUACUACGAAACAAAAGGGGAAAACUCGAUUGCAUAUGAUCAUUUGGCGUCCGGAUUUGGUUACCUUGCUGAAACGAAUGAGUACAAAGUUGUUAGGAUAUACAAGUGUUGGGCUGAACCUACUGUUGCAGAGGUCGAGGUGUAUACUGUUGGGAGUGGUAAGCGAUGGAGACAUGUCGGGAAAUUCGAUUUCGGUUUUAGUUUUCAUACGCAUUGUAACGAUACACAUGGUGUGUUUCUGAAUGGAUGUCUUCAUUGGAGAAAUACUGAUGGAGGAAUGGUUGUGGUUUUUGAUUUGGUUGAUGAGAAGUUUCGUGAUCAUAUUACACCACCUCCUAUCCUAACGGACACUGAUGAUGUUGAUGACACCGAUGGCUUUAUUCUGAUAGGGGUUUCUGGUGGUGGCAUUUUGUAUUAUGCUGUUUGUCAAUUCAUAGAUGGAGAAAACUUUGAGGACAUAUGGCUGUUCAUGAAAAAAAAUGAUAAUUUUGAAACGGAGGAACACCAGUCAUGGGGUUGGAUUAAAGUUCCUAGCCUUGACCAAAGAGAGCCCUUUGCCUUUAUGGAAAAUGGCGCCGCUAUACGUUAUGAUCAGGGCAGUGUUAAAUGGUUUCUUUCUGAAACUUCAACUUUUGAAGGCUGUGUGACUUUUGAUAAUAUAUCUCGUCAAGCGUUUCCAUACCAGCAUACCUUAGUUUCUUUGAAAGAAUUAGGAGAAGAAGAUGCAGAAAUAAUGGAAUAA
Papaver somniferum (opium poppy) is the source of this 1038-nucleotide messenger RNA. RefSeq lists its product as uncharacterized. The transcript has a single exon. The record is from RefSeq and is a predicted model, not a curated record. Lineage: Eukaryota; Viridiplantae; Streptophyta; Magnoliopsida; Ranunculales; Papaveraceae. Bases 1 to 1038 code for a protein of 345 amino acids.